CUUUUUUCUUUUUUCCUCUUCUUCUUCUUGUUGUUUUUUCUUUUUCCUUAUUCACUUACUUAAUUAGAAGAAUAUAUUAUACAAUCUUUUCUUUUUUAUUAUUGUUAUUAUUAAAAAGAAUUAGAAAAAGGAAUUAAAUAAUAGAUAUUUUCCCUUAAAACAACAACAAAAAAAAAAGGUAAAUAUAAAAGGAAAAGGUAAUUUUAUUUAAUAAUUUUUACUUAAAUAACCCCGAAUUUUUAUUUUUUUAUCUUUUUGUCUUUUUCUUUCGUCUUUUAUAUACAUAUUAAAAGAUACAUAAAACAAUGAGAGAAAUUAUUCACGUUCAAGUUGGUCAAUGUGGUAACCAAAUUGGUCAAAAGUUUUGGGAAACAAUCUCACAAGAACACGGUCUUGACACAAAUGGAGUCUAUGCUGGAGAUAAUAAUCUUCAAUUAGAACGUAUCAAUGUCUUUUAUAAUGAAGGUUCUUCUGGUCAAUAUGUACCUCGAUCUGUUCUUGUUGAUCUCGAACCUGCUACGAUGGAUUCAGUACGUGCUAGUCCUUAUGGUAAACUUUUCCGUCCUGAUAACUUUAUCUUUGGUCAAAACGGUGCAGGUAACUCUUGGGCUAGAGGUUAUUAUACAGAAGGUGCUGAGUUAGUUGAACAAGUUUUGGAUGUUGUUCGUAAAGAAGCUGAACACACGGAUUGUCUUCAAGGUUUCCAAUUAGCUCAUUCUUUGGGUGGUGGUACCGGUUCUGGUCUUGGUUCUCUUUUAUUGUCUAAAAUUCGUGAAGAAUACCCUGAUCGUAUGCUUUGUACCUAUUCUGUUGUUCCUUCUCCUAAGGUCUCUGAUACGGUUGUUGAACCUUAUAAUGCUGUCUUAUCCGUUCAUCAACUUGUUGAAAACUGUGAUGCUACUUUCUGUAUUGAUAAUGAAGCCCUCUAUGAUAUUUGUUUCCGUACUUUAAAGUUGACUAACCCUGAUUAUGGUCAAUUAAAUGAACUCGUCUCCACUGUCAUGUCAGGUGUCUCUACCAGUUUACGUUUCCCUGGUCAAUUGAACAGUGAUUUACGUAAACUCUUUGUCAACAUGGUCCCCUUCCCUCGUCUUCAUUUCUUCAUGGUCGGCUUUGCUCCUUUAACUGCCUUUGGUUCUCAACAAUAUCGUAACUUGAGUGUUCCCGAAUUGACAGCUCAAAUGUUUGACGCUCGUAACAUGAUGGCUGCCUCUGAUCCUCGUCAUGGUCGUUAUUUAACCGUAGCUACCAUCUUCCGUGGUCGUCUUUCGACAAAGGAAGUUGAAAACCAAAUGUUGGCUGUUCAACAAAAGAAUUCUUCUUAUUUUGUUGAAUGGAUUCCUAAUGGUGUUAAAACCUCUCUUUGUGAUAUUCCUCCUGUUGGCUUGAAGAUGUCAGGUACCUUUAUUGGUAACAGUACAGCUAUUCAAGAAUUAUUUAAACGCGUCAAUGAUCAAUUUACAGCCAUGUUUAGAAGAAAGGCUUUCUUGCAUUGGUAUACAGGUGAAGGUAUGGAUGAAAUGGAGUUUACAGAAGCUGAAUCUAACAUGAACGAUUUGGUCUCUGAGUAUCAACAAUACCAAGAAGCUACAGCUGAUGAUGAACUUAUGGAAGAUGAAGACUAUCUUGAAGAAGAUCAAGUUCUUGAAGAAGAAGAAGAAGAUUAAGAUUCCUUUAUUUUAUUUUAUUUUUUUUUUUAUUCCCCUCCCCUCCUCGUCUCUCCCUCUCCCCCUCCCCCCUUUUUUUUUUCUCUCAAUUAUACACAAAUAAUCUUAAUAUCCCCACCCAUCAUCAUAAUUCAAGAAAGAAAGAAAAAAAAAAUAAAUAAAAAUUAUGCUUAUUUUGAUUGGUUAAAACAAAA
Molecule: messenger RNA, 1861 nt
Organism: Cokeromyces recurvatus
Lineage: Eukaryota; Fungi; Mucoromycota; Mucoromycetes; Mucorales; Mucoraceae
Product: tubulin beta-1 chain
Exons: 2
Coding region: 306-1667 (453 amino acids)
Biological process (GO): microtubule cytoskeleton organization; mitotic cell cycle
Cellular component (GO): cytoplasm; microtubule
Molecular function (GO): GTPase activity; structural constituent of cytoskeleton; GTP binding
Source: RefSeq, a predicted model, not a curated record